Scomber japonicus (chub mackerel) is the source of this 1281-nucleotide messenger RNA. Its product is annotated as vascular cell adhesion protein 1-like. Gene Ontology annotation, biological process: cell-cell adhesion. The transcript is spliced from 5 exons. Bases 1 to 1281 code for a protein of 426 amino acids. Lineage: Eukaryota; Metazoa; Chordata; Actinopteri; Scombriformes; Scombridae. The record is from RefSeq and is a predicted model, not a curated record. Gene Ontology annotation, cellular component: membrane. Gene Ontology annotation, molecular function: integrin binding.
AUGCCUUUGCUGCUGCCAAGUCUCUUCUCUGCAGCGCUCCAGUUCUGGCUGCCAGAUGCAAACUGUACAGAAAAUCCUGUUUUCACUCCGCCCAGACUUGUAGUGAAGUAUGGUGACCCAGCCUCUGCCACGUGCCUUGUUUGUCAACAUAAUUGCACAAGUGACAUAUUUGGGGUGGAGCAUGCUGUGGGGUCCAUUGAAGAAAAUGGAACCACAAUUUCAUGGAAGGUUGACAGCCUGACUGAAUGGGACACAUCUCCAAUAUGCUACUAUACUGAUGAUGAUGACCCGUGUAGUACCAGGAUUUAUAUAACCAUCUAUCAGCCUCCAAUAAAUGUCCAUCUCAGUUUCCGAAACCACUCUGGGCCGAUGUUUGCAGGUCAUCAGUACACUCUGCAGUGUACAGUCCAGGAAGUUGCUCCUAUUGGUAACCUCAAUGUGACUUUCUACAGAGGACAGACAGAACUACAGAGACGACAGUCCAGCAACACAACAAAGGAGCCAGUGACUGAGACCUUCACCCUGGACAUCAACCCUAGUAAAGAUGAUGGAGGGCUGUACUGGUGUGAAGCCAAGCUAGACCUGGGAGCUGAAGGUCCACAACCUCCUCCAGUGGUGACGUCACAAAACAUCACCACCACUGUUUACUAUAAGCCUGAACUGAAGGAGUCUUCACAUCCAGAUCCAAUCACCGUCAUAGCAGGAAGCCCCCUACACCUGAACUGCUCUAGUGAGGGAAACCCCAACCCCUCAUACACCUGGACGCUCCCGUCAGCCAGUCGUUCCCCCUUCAGUGGCGACACUCUCAAUAUUAAGUCUGUAACUUCUGUGGAUGGAGGACAGUACCUGUGUUUGGUCCAAAACGCUGCGGGGAAUGUUACUGUGAAGUUUACUGUGGAUUUCUACAAUCCUCCAAAAAAUAUCCAUCUCAGCUUCCUAAAUCACUCUGGGCCGAUGUAUAUGGGUCAUCAGUACACUCUGCAGUGUACAGUCCAGGAAGUUCCUCCUAUUGGUAACCUCACUGUGACCUUCUAUCAUGGACAGACAUCACUGGGUCAACAAAAUGUCAAGAAUAAACCAGUGGGGACACCAGUUAGUAAGACCUUCAUCCUGAACAUCAACCCAAGUAAAGAUGAUGGAGGCCUGUACUGGUGUGAAGCAAAGCUAGACCUGGGAGCUGAAGGACCACAGCCUCCUCCAGUGGUGACGUCACAAAACAUGACCACCACUGUUAACUGUGAGCCUGACAAAAUAAUAAUAAUCAUCACUCCAACUCCUUAA